This is a messenger RNA of Panonychus citri (citrus red mite), 864 nucleotides long. RefSeq names its product elongation of very long chain fatty acids protein AAEL008004-like. Gene Ontology annotation, biological process: fatty acid elongation, monounsaturated fatty acid; fatty acid elongation, saturated fatty acid; very long-chain fatty acid biosynthetic process. Bases 1 to 828 code for a protein of 275 amino acids. The record is from RefSeq and is a predicted model, not a curated record. Gene Ontology annotation, molecular function: fatty acid elongase activity. Gene Ontology annotation, cellular component: endoplasmic reticulum membrane. Lineage: Eukaryota; Metazoa; Arthropoda; Arachnida; Trombidiformes; Tetranychidae. The transcript has a single exon.
AUGGUUGUCAAUGGCUCUGAAAUGAGCAAGUUAAAUCUUGAUUAUAUUGUCAAUGGAUUUUGGUACGAAUAUGGUGACCCGAGGACAUUUUCCAUGCCAAUUAUCGGUGGUGGACCGUGGAAAGUGUUUACAAUUGUGUUUGGUUAUCUUUUGUUUGUUAAGGUUUUCGGUCCAAUUUAUAUGAAGAAUCGUCAACCAUUUGAUUUAAGGGAAAUCAUGUUACUUCAUAAUAGUUUUCUCAUUGGGAUCAAUGGUGUUGGUACUUUUGUCGGUCUUUGGGUUACCGAUUGGGGAAGUAAAACUUUCGAUUGUUCUCCUCCCGAAACGGAAGACGUUUAUAAUAUUAAAGUUUCCAUUCUCAUCUGGUUAGGGUGGAUUUACUUUAUGACCAAGAUUGUUGACUUUUCGGAUACAAUUUUCUUUGUUUUGAGGCGAAAAAAUCACCAAGCCUCUUUUCUUCACAUCUUCCAUCACGGAUCAAUGCCACUAGUUGCCUAUUUUGGCCUUAAAUUUCAUCCUGGACCUUACAGUGCCUUUCUUCCCAUUUUUAACUGUUUCAUCCAUUUUAUAAUGUACAUAUACUAUGCAAUGGCCUGUGCAGGUCCAAGUAUGAAAAAGUUUCUUUGGUGGAAAAAGCAGCUCACUCAGAUCCAAAUAGUCCAAUUUAUGGCCACCAUUGUCCACGCUUCGUAUGCCUUUUUUACCGACGGAUGUCACUAUCCCAAAUUAUUGUCCUUUCUGGAGGGGAUGCAUGCGACUAUUUUUCUUGUUAUGUUUUUAAAAUUCUAUUUUAAAACUUAUUCACGAAUUCCAAAUAAAUUAAUGUGAAUUUUUUUACUCAAAUAAAAUUAUUAGUAUCACUCA